This is a messenger RNA of Corapipo altera (White-ruffed manakin), 5588 nucleotides long. It is a transcript of the gene OTOR, whose product is annotated as otoraplin. The coding region runs from base 2076 to 2657 and encodes 193 amino acids. The record is from RefSeq and is a predicted model, not a curated record. The transcript has 3 exons. Gene Ontology annotation, molecular function: protein binding. Gene Ontology annotation, biological process: cartilage condensation. Lineage: Eukaryota; Metazoa; Chordata; Aves; Passeriformes; Pipridae.
AGUGUGAUCAGGAAUGCUGAAUGCCAGCAUGUUCAGAAUAAAUACAGCACUCAACCUUCAGCCUCGUUAUCAAGGGGACAGCUGCUUUUCAGCAAGAAUAUUUUGUCACUUAGGAAAAAUGACUUAUCAUUAGCGAGUUUUUUUCCCCAGCUAUGGGUGGAAAUUGCAGAUUGACACCACUGUUGUUCAACUUGGUUUUGUCUUGGUGGCUGGCAGUAGAAGCAAGUCCCCAGAAGAAACAUAAAAGUUUCUUUUGCAAAGUACCUAUUCCUAAUGCCUCUGGGUUGGUUAGGUUUGUUUUACUUUAUUUAUUUUAUUUACUUUUCUCAUUUAUUAAAAACCUUGCAGGUCUUAUGUAAUUAACACUGGAUGCAGUGAAGUAAUCAGAUGUAGUAUUGUGAGUUGUAACUGCUCUCAAUGUUUUGGUAAAAAAAUCACUUUAAAAAGUUGUAGUGUUUUGUAUGUGGCAACAUAACCCACUUUUUUUUGCACAAGACCUAAAAAAUUGAAAUUUCAUCUGCUCCCAGAAUAUAUUGCAAGAUGAUACCUCUUUCACAAUCAUCUCGGUUACUGACCUGUCUUCAUAUACAGAUUUUUUCAUUCUUUUUAGUGAUUUUUUUGUGAGUGUUCUAAUACUUGUAAGUUAAAAUUGUUUCCAUGUGCCUGUAAGGGAGCAAAAAUGACAGUUAAUCCAUCAUGAACCUUUUGGUUUUCCUUUUGCAGUCAUAGUUCUAUAGGUAUUAAUUAUGCUGUCAUUGCAUCCCACUAGUUUGUGUACAUGAGACUGCCAUUGCUUUUCACAUUUAUUUACUUCCAAGGGUUUGGUGCUGUCUGCCAGGAAAGUUGGACACUACAUAUUGGAGUUCGGAGGAAGGAGUAAUGGGCUGGAAGGUUAGAGGAGAAUGUGGUGAAAUCAGCUGUGAGGGGAAGGUGAUGCUAGAAGUUGCAAGAUGCACUGUCUUUAAAAGAGAGUGUGGGAUAUUUGAUGACAGUUUACAGGUUCUGCUGUUCUGCCUGUGGGCUGAAAGCUGGUACAGCCAAUAGCUCUUCAGGCCUCCUCAUGAAUUUGGAAGUGCUGGUUUAGGAGUUGGAAGUGCUGUUUAGGAAUUUCCAGACUUGCUUUUUAUCACAUCUAAGGACUGAUCCAGACCAGCCUUCUGUAGCCCGACAGCCUGUACUCUGAAUUGCUGACAGGGCAGCACCCACAGCAGCUCUGGUGGGUGUUCCUUUUGUGUGUGUGUGCCUGAAUGUGUUUUAAUUAAAAUACUCCCUACAAGUCUUGCUUCAUAUAUGCUAGGACAAGAUUUGAGGAAGGUAGAUGAAUUCCAGGUGUCCUCUCCAAGGUUUAAAGAGGACAUUUUAAGUCAGUCUGUGGCACCAUUUAGUGUCUUGCAUCUGCAGACUCUGUAAAAAGGGGGAAAUUGUUGCUGUCCUGGUGUGACCUGUGUGUUCUGCUGUGACUGCAUCUCCCUGGGGGAGGGUUCUUACCUGCACAAGUAUGUGGUGCUUGAACUCUUAAAUUUGAAAUUUGAAUUGCUGACUUGCAAAGCCUUCUUCCUGCGUUGCAACUCCCUUAUGGUUUGCUUACAUUGCAUCUGUCUAUUAGAGUCCCGGUAGGUCCUUUCUGUAGAUGGAAAUGGAAAUCUCUGCCACUGAGGGUUUACAGUCCAGCAAAGAUCAUUCAUCCUUGUCAGUGAGCAGUUGCAAAAAUGAAGGACAGGAGGAUUUGGAAGGAUGUAAUUUCCUUCGCUGCUUAGCAGGAUCUGACUUAAUUUCCAUUUUCAAACUUUGCUUGAGGUAAGAUUAAGGCUGUAGACAAGUCUAGGAAGGCUUAGCCUGUUUAAAUAAUAUAGUUGAUGAUUGAAAUGUUAAUGCAGAAUGGCUUUAGGAGGGGAUUCGGUUUUGUGAGUGGACCCUGAGAUCUUCCCUCUGCCUGCGGCUCCUUUGGUGGGGUGGAAUGUCACUCCAACCCGUUCCCAUUGGCCCAGCGUGUUUGUCCAGGUGUCUGCCUCUUCCAUAAAAGGCUGGAAUCAUCAGACCUGGCACACAUUCUUCAAGUGCUGCGGCAAAGAAAAAUGACACAACGUGUUUAUUUGGUGGUUUUACUUUUGUGUCUCAGUUUAAUGUGUCCUCUUGCAACUGGAAUUUUUAUGGACAAGCUUUCCAGCAAGAAGCUGUGUGCUGAUGAUGACUGUGUCUACACUAUUUCCCUUGCCAGAGCAGAAGAGGAUUAUAAUGCUUCAGACUGCAGAUUCAUCAAUAUUAGAAAAGGGCAGUUGAUCUAUGUUUACUCAAAACUAGUGGAAGAAAAAGACUCUGGAGAAUUCUGGGCUGGAAGUGUUUAUGGAGAACAGUAUGAAGACCACAUGGGGACAGUUGGUUAUUUCCCUAGCAGUUUAGUCUCAGAGCAACAUGUCUAUCAAGAAGCAAAUAAGACUGUUCCUACAACGGUAAGGAAUUUGCAAAAGCCAAGUUGGCUACAUAAUUAUACUUGGCUAUGUAAUGCUAAUUUGCUGAUUGUGGAAGUUGAUUGUAGCAUGUCACAGAUCCUUAGGGAUGCAAUCCUUAUACAGGCAAAUAGCCUUGAUAAAAUCCCUAACAUAAGCUUUGAUACUGCAGACAUUACAAAUGCUGGAAUAAGGGCUUCAUCCUAUUAGAGUUCCUGUUGAUUUGGAUAGUAUUCCUUCAAGGCCAUGUAACUUUUACCCAAAGCUUUCUAUUUUAGAGCCUGGCUAUUGUGCUGUGAACUUCAGUAAUGUGUAAAAGUGUGCCUUCUGUUAAUUGUACAUAUAGAUGGACACUGCCGUACAGAACUUGUGAUUGCUGAGAGCAUGUUUGCUUUCCAUUACAAAGUUAAUGGUAUGUCAGAAAAUUGAAUUAAAAAGGUUUUGGAAGCACAAUAGUGUACUGUGAGUAAGUAGGCUGCAUUUCUGAAAGGAUGGUUGUCCCUGAUCCUGCACAGUAGGGUUUCCUAUAUUGUAAAAUUUGUAUUUUUACUAAAUAUCUGAAGCACUUCACAGAGGAGUGGAAGAGGAGGGUCCUUUCUUCAGAGGCUGGUAUGGUUUGGCUUACAAUUAAUGCUUACUGGUAGCUUAUUUCUGUGCUUAAAACCAAAUCGAGUGGUAGACUUACAGUACUUAACUUCAUCCAUACUGAAUGUUUAGCUAUACACUGUUUUGCAGCAUAUGGCAAAAUACAAUUAGUGUGUCAACCUGGAAAUUGUAUCUGGAAUCUUUAAUCCUAGGUCCAGAUUAUUAGAUGGGUCUGAUUAACACCCAUCUAAUAAUAACACCCAUGAGGAAAUAAGUGAAGGAAGAAUUUUGUUUCAGGUUAAUAGUUGAGAGGAUCUGUGUUACAAUGUGUCAGACAAGUUUUAUUUGCGGAAAUGCACAUCUUUAUCCAAUAUUUAUCCAGUGAUUGCUUUUCUUGACACUACACCAGGUUAUUCCGAAUUUGUCCCAGAAGCUUUGCAGUAAUUAAUUAGUCAAAGAACAUGAAAAAAUGACUAAAGUAUGUUUCUAAGCUCUUUUCUCAAUGGUAUGACAGCCAGUCUGCCGCAUGGCAAACUGAACUGGAAGCAGAGUAGGUUAAGCACUGCCUUGGCCUGCAACCUGACUCAGGGUCCACAGUGGAGUCCUGUCAGGCUGCAAUACUGAGUUUUAAUUGGCAAGUCAUUUCUUUCACAAAACUAUUGACACAAACUUCCAGUCCUUUCACCCUUCCUUCACAUUCUUGCUGUGCAGGAACACUGUGAGGAAAACAGGAGGCAAUGCAGAGGUGUUCUUCGUGUCCUACUGAUCUCAGCUGUAUGUUGCAAAUAGGACCUUCAGGAUCUGACUCUUUGUUCACAUUUAAAACAGUCUAUAGCACACCUUGACCCAUCUGUGGACAUGCUGCCUGCUCCAGAAAUAACCCUUUAAAGGAGCUGUUCUACACAGAACUAGUGUUGCACACCUCCACAGAUACCAUCAGCUUUCUAUCUGCAAGUUGGGAGCCAGUCUUUCGCUCACAGCUCUGUAACCUUCUCUCAGUGUUUUUGCUUUGUUUGCAAUGUUUUGCCCAGCCUUGCACCUGCAAAGCCCAAUAUUGGUGUGCUUUCUUAGGAAGGGGUUCAUAUUUAUUUACGGAGAUCUGGUGAUGCCCAAAGCGUAACAAUAAAUCAGCAUCCAGCACCUGCCCUGAUCAAGGCACUGGAUGGCAAAAACCAUGGCACUGGAUGGCACUGUGUGAAGAAAGGACUGAUAGGGAACUCAAUGGGGAACAAUACUGUGGGGAGCACCUGAAGCCUGAAAGAGAACAUCAGCCUGGGGGCCUCUGUGUCUCUGACCCUCCUUUUAUUUUUUUUCUUUUUUCAUCCCCAAAAGUAACUUUCACUGUUGGAGUCAAUGCAUGCCAUUAGCUGCAGAUCUUGCUAUAGUAAACCUGCCUGUGAACUUCUCUCAGCCUCCUUUUGUGCAGCACUUGGGUAAUCCAUGCCUGUCAGUUGCUGUUUGAGCAAUAAAUCUUAGGAGAUUUUUUUUUUCUCGGUGCUGCUACUUCUGAACCAUUGAAUCAAAUUGAGUACAAUGGACUGAGCACAACAGGCCGUGUGUACUACAGAGUGGUGUCGGAUUGCCUGCUUUACCUCUGUCGCUUAAAAUUGCCCAUUUGCUGGCUGAGAGCACUCUCAUUAUCAGUAAGCAGCUGUUCUGCAACAGCUCCCUGUCUUCCUGCGUGCAGUGGGCAGCUAUUUGGGAUACAUUGAAUGGAAAUGAGCACCACAGUGUGGUAAUUCCGUGCAACAGAAUCAAGAUCUGUGUAGGCAUGUAAGGUAGUAGCAGGAAGGAAGCAAUAUGCUCUGGAAGUCUAUUCCAUGCCGGAAGUUUUCAAACAGAAUAUUGGCAUUUGUUCUCUAGUCAGCAUUUCUCCGUAGCAACUGUACUGCACAGCCUCAGUCUAAGUCAUCCUUUUCAUGUGGGAUUAGGAAUUGUUUGAGGAUAAGGGGUUACGUACGUCUAAUGAAUCCAGGUAUGGAUGUAGAAACACAAAACAAAAAAGGGAGAUAAAGGAAUCGUUUGAAAUUAAGAGAGAAGGAGGUAUUGUCUAAUUAAUUUUAAGAAUUCAAGGCAGGAACAAAUCUGAGCUAUGCAAAGGAGUCAAAAGACAAAAGGCCUGUUUCUUUUCCAGAAUGCUUUGAAUAUAUUAUGGUGUACUUUGUGUAUAUUAUAAUGUAUUCUGUGUUUGCAUUUACUCAUGUACCUUUGGGGGCUGAUAAAGGAAUGUUAAUCUUCAGUAAUCUCAAAACAUCUUUCCUUUUAACUCUCUUUUUCAGGACAUUGAUUUCUUCUGUGAGUAGCACUGAAUGCAGUCAGGCAAUCUUUUGGCUGCUACCAGGGAAAGCCGCUGGGAGGAAACUGGGGCACUCUCCCUGGACACAGAGCUCUGCCUGUAAUAGAUGUUUGUGGAACAAGUAAUCUUUCUCCAAAAUAAUAAAAUUUUCAUUUAAAGAGAGUGAUUUGGGAUAGGGACCUAGUCCCACAUAGGAUUUAUUCUUUAGAAAUUUUUUUACCUGCAUAUGCUUUGCUACUUGUUAAUAAAGGUGAUAGCCU